This is a messenger RNA of Durotheca rogersii, 747 nucleotides long. RefSeq lists its product as uncharacterized. Gene Ontology annotation, molecular function: acyltransferase activity, transferring groups other than amino-acyl groups. The record is from RefSeq and is a predicted model, not a curated record. The transcript is spliced from 3 exons. The coding region runs from base 1 to 747 and encodes 248 amino acids. Lineage: Eukaryota; Fungi; Ascomycota; Sordariomycetes; Xylariales; Xylariaceae.
AUGGCCGAGCGCGUGUUCCAGAUCUACUCGGGGGAGCAGCUCACGGCCGAGAUGGUGGCUGCCGCCGCCGAGCUGUACAGCCGCAGCUACGGCGUCUGGGGCCCCGGGGCCCCUCGUGAAGGUAAGCGCAUCCGUAUUAGCGCGCGGCAGCUGUGCGCCGAGUACCUCUCGCACCCGCGGGAGACGCUGUACGCGCGCGCCGUCGUCGACGGCGUGCUCGCUGGCCAGGUGCUGUGCACCCGCUGGCCCGGCGCCGACGGCCGCCUGGUCUGCUGGGUCACGCUGCUCGUCGUCCGCGCUGAGUACCGCCGCCGCGGCCUCGCUGCCGCCCUCCUGCGCUGCGUCCAGAGCGACCUCGACGCCGUCUACGGCCUCCUGAGCCCUAACCCCACCGCCUGCCUCGCCGCCGCCCACGCCUUCGGCACCCCCCUCGACAGGAUCAGCCUCGAGUUCAUCGCCACCAACGCUGAGGCCGUCCUCGCCGCCUCGCCGGUGCCGCGCCUCCGGGGCGUGCGACUGCGCGGCACCGUCUUCAACGCGGCGACUCCGGGCAGCCUCGUCGCGGGCGCCGACACUCAGUUCUUCGUCGGCCGCAGCGAGCUGCUCACGAACCUCCACCUGAUCGAGGACCAGUACGCCUGGCCGCUCGGCGAGCUGCCUCCCGGCCACGAGUUCCUCCUGCUCGUCCCCGCCCGCGACCGCGGCAUCUCCCCGCCCCGGCCGUUUGUGCCUCAGCCGGUGGAUUAG